AUAAUAGUACUAUAAAUUCAUGAUUGAAAUUCAUUGAAUAUAAAAACAAUUAAAAAUAUUAUAGUAUUACCAUUGAUUAUAGAGAGUAUAUUACUAUUUAUAAUCUCGGACUAAGAUCUAUCUUGGUCGGUGUUUAUAAUCAAUGGGAUUACCCUUAGGGCUUAGAUCAUAAUAUUAUUAUGCUAUCAAUGAUAAUACGAAUAUUUGAAACCAAGAAUUAAGUCUUCACUAUUCUAACAAGUUUAACCUUUCAAGUUUUAUUUUAUUUUUUUGGAUUUUAUGACAUUAUGAAACGAAAUCGAAAUGAAACCAAUGGAUUUGAAAUGUGGGGUGGCUACAUGGAAGCCAAAAAGACCAAACUUGAAAAACAAUUCUCUGAAAAAGCUGCUGGUGAUAGUAACCAUGUGAAAAGUCAAAUUUUUAAAGGCAUUUCGAUCUUUGUCAAUGGUUAUACUUUGCCUUCAGCCGAUGAACUGAAACAUAUAAUGAUGGAGAAUGGAGGAAUUUACCAUCAUUACCACAGACCUAAUAUUACUACACAUAUAAUAGCAAGCAAUUUACCCACUGCUAAAUUAAAACUACUCAAACAGUUCAAAAUUGUAAAACCUGAAUGGAUAUCUGAUAGUCUUAAAGAUGGAAAACUUUUAAACUACGAAAAUUAUCUACUUUUUAUUGAUAAACCCAAUCAGCCAAAGAUUGAUUUUCCAGUCCGUGCCAAAAAUGCUUCAGAACCAACAUUUUUAUCAGAAUUUUAUAACAAUUCCAGAUUGCACCUAAUAUCAACCAUGGCAACAACGUUCAAACAUUUAGUAAAUGAUACACGAAAACAGAAUCAAACAGAUUAUCCAGGGCGUCAACGAUUGAAGAAUUGGAUUGAACAAAAUAGAAUUAAAGAUAUGUUAUCGCAUGACUUUGAGCUUGACAAUGGCAAAAUAAUCAUGCACAUUGAUAUGGAUUGUUUUUUUGUGUCUGCUGGCUUGGUUGAAAAACCUGAGCUUAGAGGGCUGCCUGUAGCUGUUACACAUGCUAAAGGAAACUUGUCUAAGCAAAGAGAAGGGGUAGAUCGUGGAACAGAGUUUGAUUUGUAUGUUAAACGCUGGAGAGGUGAUGAUAAUGAAAAUGACGAAGAAGAAGAAGUUCAUGAAGUUAAACCUCGAUCAACUAAAAGAGAUGGCAUUAAUGAAACAGAUUCAAUGGCAGAAAUUGCUUGUUGUAGUUAUGAAGCUAGAAAAGUCGGUAUUAAAAACGGAAUGCUGGUUGGUCAAGCAUUAAAGAUGUGUCCAACUCUAAAAUUAAUACCAUAUAAUUUUGAACAAUAUAAAAAAGUAGCUCAUACUUUAUACACUCACAUCCUGAAUGAAUAUACAUUAGAUGUGGAAGCUGUUAGUUGUGAUGAAUUGUAUUUAGAUUGUUCACAUAUUUUGGAAACAACAAAAGCGUCACCUUUUGAAUUAGCUACGUUUCUACGAAAAGAAAUAAAAGAAAAAACUCAGUGUCCAUGUUCUACUGGUAUUGGCUCAAAUUGUCUGCUCGCCAGAUUAGCUACUAAGAAAGCCAAACCAGACGGUCAAUUUUAUUUGGAACCUGGUAUUGUUAUGGAUUUUAUGAAAAACAUAGAUAUAUCUGAUGUUCCAGGUGUCGGAAGGACUCUGGGAUAUAAAUUGUCAACACUUGGUAUCAGUACAUGCGGUGAACUAAGUGCAUUGUCACUACAAACACUUCAAAGUGAAUUUGGAAACAAGACUGGACUUUCAUUGUAUAAGCAUUGCCGAGGAGAAGAUGAUCGAAAACUUAACUAUGACUAUAAACCAAAGUCAGUAUCUGCUGAUGUUAAUUAUGGUAUCAGAUUUCAAAAUAAAGAAGAGUCAGAAAAUUUUGUGAGACAAUUAUGUAGUGAGAUUGAAAAACGACUUGAUGAUAUAGAAAUGAAUGGCAAAACAGUUACCUUAAAAUUAAUGAUUCGAAAUUCAGAAGCACCAAAAGAAUCAGCAAAAUUUUUAGGGCAUGGAUUUUGCGACAAUAUUACUAAAUCAAGUUCUUUAACUAAAUCAACAUCAAAUUCUAAAAUAAUUUUCCAAGUUGUCAAUAAAAUAAUGAAUCAGUUAGAUAUUGAUCCAACUGAAUUGCGUGGAAUAGGAAUACAGAUGAAUAAAUUAGAAAGUCGCAUAGUAACAGGGCCUGGACGUAUAGAAAACUUUAUCUCCAACAUGAAAUCUGAACCUAAAAUAAAUAUUUCACUUAAUGAAAAAAUAAUAUCAAAAAAAGUAUCCAAUCAUAAAAGUCACCAGAAUUCUACGGAAAAUUUAAAUAAACCAAAGUCUGUUAUGGAUUUUUUUAAGCCUAAAGAUUUGAAUUCUAAAAAACAACUCAAGACUUCAAACUCCAAAUCCAUUAUUCCACAUAAGUCACUUGUUAAUAUAAAAAUGUCGCAAGUAGAUCCAUCAUUUCUAGACGCAUUGCCUGCAGAUUUACGUUUAGAGAUUGAAAAUGAAUUGAAAUCUUAUGAAAAUCAAAAUUCUCUAUUAAUCGAAAAUGAAAAUUCAUCCACAAUGGAAGUCACAAUGACAGAAGAAAGCUCAAAGUUAUAUCAGCAUGUGCAGAUAGAUCAAAUGAAAGAAUUUAUUGAGGAAUGGGUGGUCACUGAGAAUGAACCAAAAAUGUGUGAUAAUAUAAUGGUUUCAAAAUACUUAUGUAAUUUAAUAAGUGAUGCCAAGACCGAAGAUGCUUAUGAAAUCAUAAGAAAACUUUACAGAUUAAUCAAAAAUAAGGAUGAUUUGGCUUGGAAACAAAGUUACUUUGAUAUAUUGAAAAAUGUUCAAGAAACAAUGUUGAAUUUGUAUAACGCUAAAAUGAAAGUUGAAACUACAUUUAAAUAAUUCUAUUUUAUAUAUAAUUUUGAUCCUCCGUGAAAAAUAAUGUAUGGCCAAAACCUAUAAUUAUAAUUAUAUCAAUUGUAUACUACACUUAAUGUAACAAUAAUACAUUUAUUUUGUCAGUUACAUAACUAGUCCAGGACUACAAUUGCAUGGUUUUUUAGUGAUGGUGACAUAACAUUCAUGAUAAUAAGUACAAAAUUGAGCUUUUUGAAAAAAUAUAUGAAAAUUCAUCUAUUAAAAAAGUAUACUGACUUAUUGAAAAAUAUCAAAUUUAUUUUAAGUUAAAUUAAUUAAUAAUUUGACCCACUUAAAAUAAAUUAUAGGUUAUUUACA
Rhopalosiphum padi (bird cherry-oat aphid) is the source of this 3209-nucleotide messenger RNA. It is a transcript of the gene Rev1, whose product is annotated as DNA repair protein Rev1. The coding region runs from base 288 to 2876 and encodes 862 amino acids. The record is from RefSeq and is a predicted model, not a curated record. Gene Ontology annotation, cellular component: nucleus. Gene Ontology annotation, biological process: error-prone translesion synthesis; error-free translesion synthesis. Gene Ontology annotation, molecular function: damaged DNA binding; DNA-directed DNA polymerase activity; deoxycytidyl transferase activity. Lineage: Eukaryota; Metazoa; Arthropoda; Insecta; Hemiptera; Aphididae. The transcript is spliced from 10 exons.